AGAGGCGGGUCGCGGCGGCGCAGAGGAGGUCAGUUGAGGGAGCGCUUCCGGGGACGGCGCCGCCAUGAGACUGACUCCGCGCGCACUGUGCAGCGCCGCCAAGGCCGCCUGGCGGGAGAACUUCCCCCUGCGCGGUCGCGACGUGGCGCGCUGGUUCCCGGGCCACAUGGCCAAGGGGCUGAAGAAGAUGCAGAGCAGCCUGAAGCUGGUGGACUGUAUCAUCGAGGUCCACGAUGCCCGGAUCCCACUUUCAGGCCGCAACCCUCUGUUUCAGGAAACCCUUGGGCUUAAGCCUCACUUGCUGGUCCUCAACAAGAUGGACUUGGCGGAUCUUACAGAGCAGCAGAAAAUUAUGCAACGCUUAGAAGGAGAAGGCCUAAAAAAUGUCGUUUUUACCAACUGUGUAAAGGAUGAGAAUGUCAAGCAGAUCAUUCCGAUGGUCACUGAACUGAUUGGGAGGAGUCACCGCUACCACCGAAGAGAGAACCUGGAGUACUGUAUCAUGGUCAUCGGGGUCCCCAACGUGGGCAAGUCCUCCCUCAUCAACUCCCUCCGGAGGCAGCACCUCAGGAAAGGAAAAGCCACUAGGGUGGGUGGCGAGCCUGGGAUCACCAGAGCUGUGAUGUCCAAAAUUCAGGUCUCUGAGCGGCCCCUGAUGUUCCUGUUGGACACUCCUGGUGUGCUGGCUCCUCGGAUUGAAAGUGUGGAGACAGGCCUGAAGCUGGCCCUGUGUGGAACGGUGCUGGACCACCUGGUUGGGGAGGAGACCAUGGCUGACUACCUGCUGUACACCCUCAACAAACACCAGCGCUUUGGGUACGUGCAGCACUACGGCCUGGGCAGUGCCUGUGACAGCAUAGAGCGCGUGCUGAAGAGUGUGGCUGUGAAGCUGGGGAAGACGCAGAAGGUGAAGGUGCUCACGGGCACGGGUGAGUGAGGUCGCUGACGCGGGCACUGGAGCCUCACCCCAUCACCCCCGGGGACCCCGGCCAUCCCCAGAGGAGGCAGGGAGGAGAGGAACGUGUCAGGGAGCCUGCGGCGGGUCUUCUGGGAACGGGUUUCAGGGCAGGGGAGCUACAGAAAGUUCUGGAGAGGAAAGGCUCGUAGUCCAGGCUUCCGAGGGUGAGACCAGCCCUGCUGCGUUUUGGGCAGUGCUAGGUGGACACCUGCAGGCCUCACAUGCCUGGCCUUGGAGGCUCCAGGCAGCGCAGCUCAAGCUGUUUUCUUUCUGAGUAUGAUCCCGUCCCCUGGGCUUCCCUGAUGCCAUCCUGGAGUUUCUUAGGGCUGGUCCCUCAGGUGGGUAAGGGCUGGGCCCGUCCUGCUGUGAAGGCUCCUUCCUCACUGAGCCCUCCCGUUCCCCAGGUAACGUGAACGUUAUUCAGCCUAACUAUCCUGCAGCAGCCCGUGACUUCCUCCAGACCUUCCGCCGCGGGCUGCUGGGCCCCGUGAUGCUGGACCUCGACGUCCUGCGGGGCCACCCCCCGGUCUGAGACUGUGCCCUGAACUUGUCCGGGUGGGGAAGGCCGGAGGCAUGUGGCCUCCCAGACCUGACCUGGGUGGUUGGGGCUCAAGACAGCUCACCUGGUUCAGAAGCUCCAUGCUGGCCAUUAGGGUGCUGUGCUCUCUGGCGCCCCACGGCCUGGCCAGCUCCAGGGGCCCCAGUUCCAGGGGACAAGCAGGUGGGAGUGGACACCAGGCUCUGCAGUGGACGUCCCUGAGCAGCUUCACAUGCUUGGUUCUCCCAGAGCUUUCUGCUCAGGCCUCUUGAGAAAUGGAUGCUCAGAAGGAGUUAAAAGUAUAACCUGUAACCUUUAAAAUCUCCAAUUAAAGGGCCCGUUUCUUACGGGCCUGUGAGGUGCACCACAGUGCCUUGGGCCUGUGUGUUAAAGCUGCUCUCACCAGUGGAACCUAAGAAAUGGGCAGGUUGGCAACUAGGGUUUGUGCUGGAGGCUUUCGGCCCAGUGUCCUGCAGUCCUACAACAAGUGAGAGGCUCGCUGCCAGCAGAGAGGUUUAUUUCACACUUACAGGCGCACACAGACACAGACAAGAGACUCCCAGCAGCAGAACCCAAGCACUGGCUUCGACCCUCAGUGCCCUGGGGCAUGUUCCAGGCAGGGUUGAGGGGGACGCCCUGCACAUGGCUUUGUGUGCAAUGACUGGAAGGCUGCCCGGCAUGGGCAGUAGAGACCCCUGGCCUCUGAGCACCUUCUGGCUCACGGGUAGUGGGAUUCUGCAUUAGUGGGGCUGAGAGGCGUGGGGGCCCCUCCAGCCCCAUUAUAGUGCACCCAAAGGGGUCCACAGCCUGUGUCCUAGAAGAGGGAAGAGGAAGGCAGGCGGGUGGGGCUGGGAGUAUGGACUAAGGUGCUGCGGGACCUGGGGCCAGGGACAUUCUGUGCAGAAGCUCCAGCCGCCUCUUUCUGGUGGUGGCCUGACCGUCCCACAGCAGCCUCCACCACGGCCCUGGUGCUCAGCAGCCCCUCCUUGCUGGCUGGCUGCCUCUGCUGCCCCAUACCCCACACACUCAUCAGCCUGAAGUUAGCCCGAGUGCCACCUGCAUCCUGCCAUAACCCUGACCGCCCGGGGCAGGAAGUAUUCAGAUUGGCUGUGUCAGAUGCUAAUGUGCUGAAUAAAUAGUCAUUGCAGAUCA
Molecule: messenger RNA, 2648 nt
Organism: Symphalangus syndactylus (siamang)
Lineage: Eukaryota; Metazoa; Chordata; Mammalia; Primates; Hylobatidae
Gene: MTG1
Product: mitochondrial ribosome associated GTPase 1
Biological process (GO): mitochondrial translation
Cellular component (GO): mitochondrion
Molecular function (GO): GTP binding; GTPase activity
Source: RefSeq, a predicted model, not a curated record